Molecule: messenger RNA, 1750 nt
Organism: Erythranthe guttata (spotted monkey flower)
Lineage: Eukaryota; Viridiplantae; Streptophyta; Magnoliopsida; Lamiales; Phrymaceae
Product: pathogen-related protein
Source: RefSeq, a predicted model, not a curated record
UUUUCCCGGAAAAAUUGGAAAUAUCUUAACUUGGAAAGCAAUUAUGGGAUCGAAAAAUCGGCGAAUUUCACAUAAUUCGUUCCUAUUUCCAAACCCUAUUACAAACUUCGUAUACUUCAUAACAAAAGUUUAAAUUAAAGAAAAAUUUGGUGAAUUUUUUUCAAAUAAUUGCCAUGUACUAAUGAUCUUUUGAAUAGUAUAGAAGUAAAAUACGAAGGGGUCACCACCUACCCAAAUAUUGUCACGUGCACAAUGCAUGGUUUGUCGUUCUCUCUCUGGCUGCGGAACCACAUUCAACGAACCUGAAAACACGAACUUUUUCGACUUUCGUUUUUAUUGUUUAUUACUAUAAUAUAAUAUAAAGAAUGAUAAAUAUAAAAAAAUAAAAAUAAACCUUUGUUGAAUAUUAUUAUUAACAAUGUGGACAAACCACAAGUUGCUGGGAAACUUUUGAUUAUUCUAUAUAAGAACCCCACUAAUGGAAUCCUUUUAUCUCAACAAUUAUUGUUCAAACAUUAAUCCAAUAUUUAUUACAAGACUCAGAAAAAAACAUUGCAAAUUAAUUAGUUCAUAUCUGUCUUGAAAUUAAUUGUCGAAAGAUACAGAAGCGCGCGCGCGGCAAACAAAAAAAAAAAAAAAGAUGAAAUCGAAACACGCUUUUAUGCUCAUUGUGCAGUUCUUGGUCUUCGCUUUAGCCUUUGAGGCUGCGAUCGGUGCGACCUGCACAACACCGAGUUCAGCCGGUUCGGAAGGCGGAGACAAGUACAGAUGGUACUUAACACCCGAGGAUUUGGCCAACACCAAAUGGCUUAGUGGUGUUCCUAAUUACGACGUCGUUAAUAAGCUCUUCGAGGAAGGCCGGACCCACGUAUGGGAAGCUGGAUCACUUGAAGAAUAUGUGCAAAGUCUUGUGAAGACAUGGGAAUUUGAAUUGGUUCAAAAAGCCGAUCCAAAUGAUUACAAAACAGUUGUUCCAAACUUUAUCCUAGGAAUCAAUGGGAAGAAGUAUUUUACAUUGGAGCAAAUUGGAAAGAUAGGGGGAAGCUACAACGUGUUCCUUCAAACUUCGUUACCGCCAUCACUUCGAUUUUACAACCCCGACGAAGAAACGUACAACUCGUCUCAGACGGUGUUCAAACAAGUGUUUCCACGUGGAUUUGCUUUCGAGAUACUUCAAGUUUUUUCGGGCCCACCUGUCAUCGCUUUCAAGUUUAGGCAUUGGGGUUAUUUCGAGGGAUCUUACAAGGAAUAUGCACCUACCGGCGAACUCAUCGAAUUCUUCGGAACUGCCAUUUAUACGUUGAAUGAGGAAUGCAAAGUGACGAACGUUGAGUUUUUCUUUGACCGCGGAGAGUUGCUGGCUGGACUACUUAAGGGCAAAACUUCCGAUGAAGCGGCCGCACUUUCCGGCGGCUGCCCCUUCGUACAAUAAUAGUUUGGCCAUGGAAGAAAAAUUGAUCACUUCAUAUAAUUUUUACUUUUUUUUUUUUUGUUUAUGGAACCAAUGUUGAAUAAUUUGAAUAGGUUGUAAUGAUCUAUUCAUGUGUAAUUUGGAAUUAAUUUUUUUUUUUGGUUUUCAAAAUUUGAUUCAAGGGCUUAUAAGCUUAUUCUUGAAUUGAAUAAAUAUAAGAAUUUCCUCUAUAACAUGGGGAAUAAAUCACGAACACCUUGAAUUCAAAUGUAUUAUGAAUAGCAAUAAAAACUUGAGACUGAAUUUGUAAGUCUACGUGAGUCUUUUUUUUUUCCAUUC